Trypanosoma rangeli is the source of this 753-nucleotide messenger RNA. RefSeq names its product proliferator-activated receptor-interacting protein (PRIP). Gene Ontology annotation, cellular component: nucleus. The record is from RefSeq and is a predicted model, not a curated record. Gene Ontology annotation, biological process: 7-methylguanosine cap hypermethylation; 7-methylguanosine RNA capping. The transcript has a single exon. Gene Ontology annotation, molecular function: RNA cap trimethylguanosine synthase activity. Bases 1 to 753 code for a protein of 250 amino acids. NCBI's taxonomy places the organism in Eukaryota, Euglenozoa, Kinetoplastea, Trypanosomatida, Trypanosomatidae.
AUGGCAAGACUGGGGGUUGCCUUUUCAGACGAUCCUCUAGUUGAAAAGUACUAUGGGCAGCGGCAUCGAUUGUGGUCGCGAUUUGAUGAGGGUGUGUGGAUGACACAAAGGGGUUGGUGUGAGGUUACACCCGAAGCUAUUGCGCGUUCCUCCGCUGAACUCCAUAAAACUCUGAAGAAGACAACCUGUGUCCUUGAUCUUUUUUGUGGAUGUGGUGGAGAUACGACCCAACUAGCUCUGGUUUAUGACAAGGUUAUCGCUGUUGAUAAAGACCCAGAUGCCAUAGCGGCUGCUAAAAAGAAUGUGGAGGUUUACGGUGUGGGAAAUCGCGUUUCUUUUCACUGUUGUGAUUUCCGUAGCUUGAAACCAGAUAAUCUAGAGGUUGAGGCGGUACAUUGCUCCCCUCCAUGGGGAGGACAGUUAUAUGCUGCUUCACCAACUUUUGACAUCGAGAACUCUCUACGUGAAGCUAUAGGUAUGGAUUUUUCAGAGCUUUUUAGGUUUAUUACGGCAUUCUCAAAAAAUAUCACCAUAUUUUUGCCCCGUAAUGUCCUUUUGUACUCUGUUAUUCCUCGUGGGUUUAGGGGGAAUUUUGCUGUAUACAGGCAUUACUUGAACGAGAGAUGCAAGGCUGUCACCCUUUAUUGGGGUGAUCUGUUAGACUGUUCUUCACUAAAAGCACCCGCUGCACCAGCAUAUUCUUUAAAAAAUAAAAUACUUCCACGUCCUCAGAAACGAGUUCGUGGUCAAUGA